Pocillopora meandrina is the source of this 3793-nucleotide messenger RNA. The record is from the annotation of a GenBank genome assembly. Lineage: Eukaryota; Metazoa; Cnidaria; Anthozoa; Scleractinia; Pocilloporidae.
CCUGUCAAAAAGUCAGUUAAUGCAGUUGAUGUUCUCGCAGAAGUCUUCCUCCAAACUGCCGCCAGAACGAACGCAUUUCCCACCACUGCCAUGGGUGAGGAACACGCGAUAACCACGGCCGCGAAGAAACCAACUUCUUUGCGAAAGGAUUCAAUCAUUUUUCCUUCGAAAUCUUUCAUGUUGCGAGAAGCAGAAAAGUUUUGAUGAGAACGUAACCAACAGUCGUGUUAUGAAACAUUGUUCCCUCGAUGGUGAAGGUUACAUCUCCCAUAUGCUUUCUCAAAGGGCCGGCUUAGUGGCGAUCAAGACAGAAAGUUAAACUUUCUGUCUUGAUCGAUAUAAUCGAUCACAACUAACACUUAACGAUUUCCUUCUCGCCAAGUGAUGGGUAUAUCACACCUCAUGAGGAAACGAAUAACAUUCUUUGGUCACUGCUCAGCUUUAUGCAAUAAUUGAUUCACUUCUUUGCACUUGCUUGUCUCGUAGAACAGGUGACGUUUUUCAAAAACUUGCGUUAAACGUUUUUAUUUUCUGUGGAAAUCAGCAAGUUGUUGUUGUUGUUGUUGUUUUUUCGGUACCUGUUUCAAUCUGGGCCCAGGAGUUCAUAUAUGGUGCUAUAUAUCCACCGUACAGAUAUUUCUGCAGAGGUUAGCGUUAUCCACCCCUCGAACAACCGGGGCCUUAUUUGUGUUCUCUUAUUUUUAAAGUAGAGCUUUCCGAACCUUACUCAUUGAGUUCGAUCAUGCUGACAAUAUUGGCCUUUAAACAACUGCUAUACAAACUCAUUUAAGGUGCUAAAGCUAAACAAGAAUUGAAAUAGAUGUUAAAACUUUCAUCAAGUUUUCAGCUUACUAUGGCAGUUUAUUUCUUAUUGGUAAUUAAGACCUACAAGUGGGGAAAACUGAGUGGCAACCACGAGAGGGUGAACAAAAUGGUAAAAAAAAAUAAUUCUACGGCUUCUUUUUGCAAGAAAAUGUUUAUUCAUCCAUAGCUCAUGAAGAUUCACGUUGAGUUUCGUUCAGAUUGGACAUGGUUUGAUGCUACUCUGGUUUAAAGAUUCAGUGAAUGUAACUAAAAAGUUACAAUUCAAAAACGUUUCGAUGCACCUGUCUAGUGCCCUCAUCAGGGGUGAUCUAAUCGUUGCAACAAGAGGUGCCUUUAUACGCUAACUAGAGCUGCCCUUUUGUCGGACGAGGUGUAAAUAAGCGUCAGGUAGUAAGCUGCCAACAUCGUGAUUUAAAGGAGCGUGGGCGGAGUUGAUAUGCCAGGCUUCUGAACAAAGACACUGUUGAUAACGGCGAUUAGUGAGAAUCAUUUUAGAAUUAUUCCACCCAAUUGAAUGGUUAAUUAGUCAUGAGUGCUCCGAAAAAGCUGAAUUUUCUUGAUUGCAAAAGAAGACCGCUUUUUAAUGCUCUUGCAAACGUGUAGGGGAAUUUAGAGACAGGUGUUUAUCGUCAACCCACCCACACCGACCAACACCUUGUUUUCGACUCUCACCUCCCUAUUUGCCAUAAAAAGCCUGUAGCUAAAAAAAUUUCUCAGGAGGACUGACUGUCUACCAUCUUCACUUGAUACGAAAACUGAGGAGAGAAAAUAUGUUUCGGACGUCCUAAAGGUAAAUGGCUAUACCAAAAAAAUUCUCCGUAACUGCCAGAAACCAGUUACAACUAGUAACACUCCUGAUCAGAAGGAACCAGCGACUGGUUUUGCUGUUAUUCCUUACAUUUAGGGUGUUACAGAACCCAUCGAGAGAAUUUGGAAUAACCACAACGUUUAAGUUUCUUCAAGGCCUUUUUAGACUUUAGGGCAUAUUUUUGCCAAACCUAAGGAUCCUGUCACGAAAGAACAACGACUCGACGCUACUUAUUCUAUUCUGUUCAAUGACUGUGAUCGCGAGUAUAUCGGACAGACCAAACGUCAGUUUGGUAGAUUCAGGCGUAAACCAGUCAUCGUCUUUCAAAGAGAUUUUCUUAGCCCAAUAACAGUCAAGUGAUAACAAGUAAAGGUUAAUGUUGGGUUUGGGGAGAGUAGGUGCGCAAUUUCUCAGAAACUGACAUUAAUAAAAAUUUCCUUCAGUUAUUACCAUGCAACAGCCUUGAUACAAAGAACCGCCCAUGAUCUUCUCACAGCUGGAGCUUGGGCUGCCUGUGGUCUGACCCUAGAAGAUGCAAGAAAAAUUCAACACCUUCCUGCUGAUUGAAAUUCACAGACCUUUGCUUCUUUCAUAGUUUGAAAUUGCACUUUUGUUAUCAUUUAAAGAUUUUCCUGUUGCCAGGGUAUUAGGCUAUAGCGCAAGGAUAAAAAAUGAUGCUGAUUGCGAUAAAGUCUAACCAAACAAAGAGUAAUAAUUUUCAAUUUACUUGCUCAUUAUUUCUCUUCCGUUUUGCAUUUUGUUUUACAUUCUGAAAGUCAAUUAAAAGCCAAAUAUAAAAAUAAAAUUGACUAAGAUGUCAGUCGCCUGAUGGAGGUAACUAUAUGUCAAAAAGCUUUUGGAACUUCCUUUAUUGAAUAAAAGGGAAUUAGUUGAUGAAAGGAGAUCAGUCGCCGAACUAAUUAAAAAACGUUAUCACGGAAAAAAAACGAUGAAAAAAGUUUCUAUUUGUUUUAGUUUACUCCGUGAUAAUUACGAUUCGCAGGCUUUAAGAUUGAUGCAUACAGCCAUUGUUAAAAACGACCCCCUGUUGUCAAUAACUAAGAAUAUUUCAAUUUGGCGUUCAAGCGGUCAGUCAUUUUAUAUAAACAAUGUAAAAAUAUCAUUUUAAGUUUCUUAUUAGAGCAUAGCGCUGGCUUAGUUCUGGAUUUUAGAUUUUUCGACAUCAACUAUUUUGGACCAGGCUGUCCUGUUCGCAACAGAAGCCAUACCAUGUUCAACAACACAACUAUUCAUUUCCAGCAAAAAUCUAAUUCCCAUCUAACAUCAGAGGACAUAGCAAAUAAUAUUCGUGCCUUUUAUUUAUCAACGUCUAUUGUCCUCACUGUUUCAUCGCCCGUGGCAGUGGUGGGGAAUACGCUGAUUUUGGCAACAGUUUGGAGGAGGACAUUCGCCAGAACAUCAUUCCAUAUUCUCCUCAGUGGUUUAGCGCUCACUGACUUUUGUACUGGUCUCAUCGUUCAACCUUUCUAUGCUGGGUUCCAUUUGUCAUAUUCAAAAAAAUCCGUCUCGGAGCACGAUUUGCCGAUGGCAAUUGUUCGUAUAAUCUUCGUGAGUGGUGGCAUCUACUUCGUUACUGUCACGAUGGUUACUAUAACACUAAUGUCCAUUGAACGAUGGCUGCACAUGUCUCGAAGAUUUCAUCUUACAUCAAAUCGAAGACGUUUCACGACCAUAUUGAGCAUGAUCUUGCUCUGUCCGACUCCAGCUAUAGUCGUUCGCCUUAAUGGUAUUGAAGACAAUCUUUUUUCUGCUUUAGUUCUGGCAGAGAUGUUGUCUUGUUAUCUUCUCACAUUUUUCGCCCAUUUUAAAGUUUACCAAAUUAUUCGUCGGCAUCAGCACCAAAUACAAGCCAGUAAUUUAUCUCAGAACUUUGGUCAACCCGCAAUAGACUUAGCGAAAUACAAGAAGUCUGUAUCAUCCAUGGUUUACAUCUUACUCUUGUUUUCCAUCUGCUACAUACCCUACAUUGUUAGCAUUUUGAUUCCUUUCAUUUUUACUCCUACGGAUGACAUAAAACUUCUGUUUGCUAGAGAAACGUCAAUAGUACUUUGUUUUUUGUCAUCAUCUCUCAACCCAGGUUUAUACCUUUGGAGAAUGAGAGAUUUGCGCAAUGGCCUAAAACAAAUUUUUACGAGCUGA